AUGAAGGACCAGUUCCACGUCAAAGGAAUGAACACCACGAUGGCUUAUGUGGGCUGGAUAGAUACAUUUAUGGGCAGAAAGAAUUCGCCCUGUAACAUGACUGCAGAAAGCCAGAUUGUUAAAGACUUAGAGGGUUUGGGAGCUAUCACCAUCGCAAAGUCAACGCUCACCCAGGCUCUGGGGGCUCCUGAAACAAAUAACAACAUUCUAGGUUAUCACUUCAACCCCCAUAACCAACAGCUAUCGUCUGGAGGUAGUUCUGGAGGCGAAGGCGCCGUUCAAGCUUUGAGAGGAAGUGUUGUCGGCAUUGGGAGCGACAAUGGUGGAUCCGUAUCUAUACCUGCAGCUUUCAACGGUGUAUAUAGCAUCAAGCCUUCGCCAGGCAGGCUGUCGUUCCUAAACGUGGCAAAUCCAUCACCUGGUCAGAACAAUAUUCCGACGGUUCCCGGCAUUCUUGGUUCUUCGGUCGCAUCCUUGAAAUAUCUUCUCAGGAGUCUUGUACUAUCACGAUCCUGGCUUCAAGACCCAGAUGUUAUACCCGUUGCAUGGAACGACACUGUCGGACUUGAAAAGCAACUUUCGUUUGGAAUUAUGCAAUUUGAUGGGGUCAUCAUGCCCCACCCUCCGGUCAAGCGUGGGCUUGAUAUGGUUAUGAAAGCUCUUCAUGCUGCUGGUCACGAUCUCAUCGACUGGCAGCCGCCAGCCUACUCGAGAGCCUUGGAUAUCCAAAACGCCCUGAUGAACGCGAAUGGUGGCUAUGAUAUCUUCGAAAACCUGGCCCUCUCUGGCGAGCCUAUCAUUCCGGAACUUGAAGAAGAUUAUCCUGAUGGUGCACCUGACGCUCCUCUGAGCGCGAUUAGAGUGGAAAAGGAAGUUCAAAAAUUAAUGAAGUACAAGCUGGAAUAUCGCCAUUACUGGAAGUCAACUGCGAAAGUUACCUGUACAGGCCGACCAGUGGAUGCAAUAAUACUUCCAGUCUGGAGCUCAGCGGCAAUAAUACCAGGAAAGCCUUCUUUUGGUGGUGAUUAUAUUGGCGCAUCAAACGUGGUUGAUCAUACCACAUUAGUCAUUCCCGUCACACGAGCACGGAUGGACAUUGAUAGGUUUGACGAUACGUACUCCCCAAUAAGCGAUGAUGAUCGAGACAACUGGGAGUCUUACGAUCCUGAGCUAUAUCAUGGUACUCCAGUUGGUAUACAGAUAGAGUGUCAGCGUUUUGAAGAAGAAAAGCUCCUGGAUAUUGGUCAGGUUGUUGUAGACGCAUUGGCUGCCCUGAAAAGCAAAGCUUAG
This is a messenger RNA of Fusarium tjaetaba, 1290 nucleotides long. Its product is annotated as acetamidase. The transcript has 10 exons. The record is from RefSeq and is a predicted model, not a curated record. Bases 1 to 1290 code for a protein of 429 amino acids. Lineage: Eukaryota; Fungi; Ascomycota; Sordariomycetes; Hypocreales; Nectriaceae.